Molecule: messenger RNA, 396 nt
Organism: Strongylus vulgaris
Lineage: Eukaryota; Metazoa; Nematoda; Chromadorea; Rhabditida; Strongylidae
Source: the annotation of a GenBank genome assembly
AUGCUUGCUACAAUAAUGAGCAAAAUUCCCGCGUUGCUGCCUGAUAAUGUUAAUCUAUGGUAUGCCACUGCACUCGUCGCUGGAGCUGUUAAGAGCUAUCUUGAAAAACGUUCGCUUCCUGCCUUAGCAAGUGAACUUAUGAGCGGAGCGGCUAUGGGUGCAGCCUCGUAUUGGAAAAUACCCUACAGAGCACUUGGUGUAGUGGCUGUCUCAGCAUAUGUGGGCUGGAUAAUGCUAAAGCGAUAUCUAGCUAUGAAGAAACGCAAGAUGAUCCCAUCUGGUCUUACUGCGUUGGCGAGACUAAAGGCCUACACCCAGAUGGCAACAUAUAGGAAGCUGAGAACAGAAGCAAAAGAUGGAGUGAAACAGGUGAAACAAGGAGUAGAAAUUGGGUGA